This is a messenger RNA of Macadamia integrifolia, 1468 nucleotides long. Its product is annotated as GDSL esterase/lipase At5g45670-like. The transcript is spliced from 5 exons. NCBI's taxonomy places the organism in Eukaryota, Viridiplantae, Streptophyta, Magnoliopsida, Proteales, Proteaceae. The record is from RefSeq and is a predicted model, not a curated record. Gene Ontology annotation, molecular function: hydrolase activity, acting on ester bonds. The coding region runs from base 136 to 1230 and encodes 364 amino acids.
UACGGUAACUAAGGUACUACUGGUCUUACUCUCAAAGGCCAUACUGCCAAAACUUCAUUUCCCUCCCACCCUCUCUUUACUCUAGCAGUACACAACCAUCGCUUGCAGAACUCAUCUGGUUUCUUGUUUUACUCCAUGAUGAGCUGUGAGGAGAAAACCAUAUGGGUGUUGCCUUUGACAUUGAUGACACUAGCAGGGCUGUCAAUUGGGGUCGUCCAAGCUGAACCUCAAGUUCCUUGUUACUUCAUCUUCGGGGAUUCUCUGGUCGACAAUGGCAACAACAUGGCCCUCCCUACUGUGGCAAAGGCACUCACCCUUCCCUAUGGGAUUGAUUUUCCCAGAGGACCAACCGGAAGGUUCACCAAUGGACGAACAGUGGUCGAUGUUGUUGCUCAACUCUUGGGUUUUGAUGAUUUUAUUCCACCCCAUGCAACUACGAGAGGCCCAGAUGUACUAAAAGGAUUGAAUUAUGGAUCUUCUGCCGCUGGAAUUAGGGAUGAUACCGGUCAAGAAUUUGGUCGUGUGAACGGUUUGAACAGACAAUUAGAUAAUCACAUGGGUACCAUUUUACAAGUGAUAGGCAUACUUGGGAACCAAGAUAAAGCGGGCAAGCACCUAAGUCAGUGUGUCUACUCGGUGGGAAUGGGUAGUAACGAUUACCUUGGAUACAUGAAUCCUCAAAGGAGAAGCCAAUACACACCCGAACAAUACGCUGACACUCUUAUCCGCCAGUAUUCUAAACAACUAAGGACUUUGUACAGUUAUGGAGCAAGGAAGGUGGCCAUAAUGGGAGUUGGUCCCGUAGGUUAUUCCCCAUUUGCAAUUUCUGAAUGUAGUCGUCGCAAUGGUUGGGCAUGCGUGGAGGGACUCAACAGUGCAGCCCAGCUUUUCAAUGCCAAGGUUAAAGGACUUGUUGAUAACUUCAACAAGAAUCUACCAGAGGCAAGAUUUACAUACUUAAAUGCAUACCAUAUCCUAGAUGGUAUUUGGAGGAGUUCUUCAUCUUAUGGAUUUAGGGUGACAUCCACGUCAUGCUGUGAGAGGAUGCGUGACAAUUCUCAAUAUGCAUGUAUGCCACUUCAAACUCCUUGCAGUAACAGGACCCAAUAUACCUUCUUUGAUGCUUUUCACCCAACAGAAGCUGUGAAUUUGAUCACUGGAAGCAAGUACUACAGUGCUGAAUCUCCCCUUGACGCUUAUCCGUUUGACAUCCAUGGCCUAGUUCAUUAGUUAUAAACACCACCUACAGAGAUUGAGAUUACCACUAUGGAGGUUUUAAUUAGUGAUGGACAUAAGUAUGUUGUCUUCUAAUGUGGAUGGUUAAGUCUCUGAAGUAUCGGUAGUAUAGUGGGCAUGCAUUGGUCACUUGUAUAGUAACUAAGUAGAUAAUUUCCUUUGUUUGAUGAGGGAGUCCUUGAAGAAUGAAUGAAAGAAAGAAAUAAAAAUCGAUGAGGAUUCCAUACAUAAA